AUGACAAAACACAAGAACCACAUAUUCAAGUGUUUGUGUCCUCCCAAACAUGGCGGACCUCUCUGUGAAGGUGCGACAAGAAUUGUAAACUGCAACAACCUUUUUUCAUUUAUCCUGGACAAUACAGUUCAAUUUUCAGGUGACAAUUUUCCCAGACAAUGAUAUAUUUCCUUGAUAAGUGUUUUAUUUAUAUUUCUUUGGUAAACAGUUCAAGGGGCCGAUAAACGUUAUGUUCACACCACGUUCGCUAAAUAAUUUUCCAGAAAUGAACAACGUUUGAACAGAUAUAAGAUCAAUAACUACAAGGCAACAGCUUCAAGAGGUCACAGAGGAGCGUGCGUUCCCUGCUAGCAGAGCUGUCUCUCCUCGUCGUGAGAGACUGCUAGCAGGGAAGAGCGUGCGCAUCUGCCAACCGUGAAUAAGUCACACAUUGCCGUUUUUCAGCAACUGCAUUUUUCAUGUAAAAUUUGGGCAAAUUUUUAUCCUGCGUUUGAUCCAACAAAAAUUGUCGAAAAGAAUUUUCACACCAAAAUUUCUUAAAGCAGUGACCGCGUCCAGAACACGUGUAACACUCCAAGUAGAAUAAAUGUUCAGAUUAGACGUCUUGGAGGCUCAUUUAAACAUUUAGAAGCCUACAUAAGUUAAGCCUUACUGAAAGAUGUACCAGCGCAUCGUGUGGUAAUUGCACAAGUUUGGAGUCUGUCUAGGAGGAGAGGAGUUCUCAUUGUAGAGUCAAAUGUAAUAAAUGACUGAAAAACGAAAGGGAGCAAGCCCAGGUGUUCCUGACUGAGAGAUAUCUGUAUCUUAAAGCUUGUCAAGAUUGAGCAGUAGAUUGUAAACGCGACGACUGAAUCCUUUACGAAUUUAAGCUGAAAAUUGAUAGAAAGCCAAUAAUAAUAACAAAAUAUAUGUAUGGUUUUUUUACUUUAGUGUCCGUUAAUAUAAUCUUCAAUCAUUGUGCUCUUUUUUGGUGCAAUUACUUCUUUCAGAUACAUUAUUUUGCUACUGUAGUCCGUGUAAAAAUGGAGGCACGUGUGAGGAACACGUAAAAGGUUAUAAAUGCAGAUGUACACCAGGGUUUGAGGGACAAACUUGCGAAGGUGAGGACAUCUCUUCCAUUUAUAGCUUUGUAAGAGUAUUCACAUUUCAUCGAAAUCAUAUUUAUAAGUUUGUUUAUUGUGAAUAGGUCUUGCAACAUCCAUGGCUAGUAUAGGAGGGAUGUUUUACUCCGGUUUUUUGGGGAGGAUUCCCAUUAAGGUGGGGAGGAAUAAAUUAACGCCGAUGACGUCAUAGGCUAUUGUCCUCAUCUCAUGAAUAAAAUGUGGUGGAUUUAAUUAAGUAUACUGGUUUGACCGGUUUGUCAGGUUCUAUUUUUAGCCUGGUUGAUAUAACUGGUUUAUUUUUGUUUUAUGACAUAACCUAUUGUCUUGAACUCAUGAAUAAAAUGCGGUGGAAUAAAUUAGCGUCUAUGUCGUAAUACUCUAUUGUCUUGUACUCAUGAAUAAAAUGAAGGGGAAUAAAUUAGUAUCUAUGUCGUAAUAACCUAUUGUCUUGAACUCAUGCAUAAAAUGCGGUGGAAUAAAUUAGCGUCGAUGACGCAAGAGUCUUUCGUCUUUAUUCAUAGUGCGGUGAUUGUAGAAUCUAUUCUAUCUUUCAAAUAGAAGCGCGCUCUCCGUUCAGCAUAUUACUCUUGCAAUCGCUUUGCUAAGGAAACAAGUUCGCUUGCCUAACUAAAAAUUCGGUUAUAAACAAAACUCAGACGCAAAAAAUGGAGCUCAAACUCUUUAUUUCAAUCUAUUGCAAACAGUGCUCUCUCUAUAAAAUUACUUUAUCUUGAUGUCUUGUUACACGCUCUGUUAACCAGUAGUAAUUUGCAUCUGACUCAUGCCUCUUUUGUGCUCUCGCAAAUUAAACAAUCAUGCUUAAGUCCUCCAACAAAAAGAUAAGGCACCGUUUCAUACACAAUUGUCAGGUCUAUUGAAAAAUAAAAUAUUCCUCUGCAAAGUGCAUCGACAACCGUUUAAUUAAUUUGUUAUUGGUCUAUCGAGCAUUCGUUUGGUUCUUUUCUAGGAAAGAUCUUACGCUGGGAUCGUCCUUGUGUAAAUAAAUCCAUUUCGAUUCUCCAUGGCAAUAGUAUCUUAUUUUCACAGGCCAGUAAUUUCCAUACGAGUACGAUGGAAGAUACGGAUCAUAAAGAUGUCUGGCAAUGCAGUACAUUUCCGUGAUCCCAAAGUCUUUUGGUAGGGUUUGGCAUCGGGGCGCUCCUUGCAUAUAGUUUUGUACAACGGGAUAGGCUGCUUCAGACCAGACUGCAUGAAAAGGAAAUGGCCGUGACCUUUUUACAAUUGGCGGGGAAGAUUUGACUACAGGAGGCGAUUUUACUGCUGAUCUAGCUUCGCAGGCAAUGUUUUCCUCGUAACUGGUCGUUUUGACGGUUUCGACCGAUUUUGCGGAGCUGCUAAUAGUCGGAUAUCGACGACGAGAGCCGAAAAUGUCACUCAAUACUUGCUUAUUUGCCGCCGUGUCCGGUUUAUUAUCUACAAAGAUGUAACCGUAAGGCCUCUCUGUUUCAUGAUAAUAAGCUGUCAUGAAUCGAUAAUCAAACAUACGCUCAGCUGUCCGAUUUGUUUCCGAAUCGUUGGCGAUUCCGACUGAAACAUACUUGGGGCAUAUUCUGAAGGAGCAGUACGACGCUGGCAUUUCUAUGGCGACCUUGGGUAAACAAACGAGAAACGAUGGGGCUUUCGAUCGCUUCUGCCAUUAGAUCAUCAAAGAUGAUAACGUUGUUGUAUUUUGGGUCAAUUUCUCGCAAAUCUUCUUGAAAUGUGGGAAGGCCACGAAAAAAUUUAAUGUCCUUUCCGAUCGCUGAUUUCAAAGCUUCGUAUCUAUCUUGCCACUGACUGUAAUACCAUAAAAUACGGUUUCGUAGACAAUAGGAUCUCUCGUUAGAAUCUGUUCUACGAAAACCGUUUUCCCUGAUUGACUUGGUCCAACCACAAGGAGUGAGAACUUAUGGCGAAACAUAAAAUCUGGAUAAGGCUCGGUUGCCAAGGAAACAUCAUGGGAAAGCUUUACCUUCUUCGCAGUAGAAGAAGUUUUAGGCGUUUCGUUUACUGGUCUUCUUCUUUUUCUUGGUUCACAUAUUUUUCUCGUGGAACUAGAUGAACAACUAGGUAAGUCGACACUUGUAGAAAUAUAUUCUCUUUUUGAUUCCCAAGAAACCUUAGCCUCUUUUAAGAGUCGUGUUCGUCUUAGCCCGGUUAAGUCAUGGACAAUUUCAAGAUGAGAACUCAAGUUGGACACACCAGGUUUGCACAUAGCGGACAAAUUCGAGGAAACGUUCGAGGCAUGACUGCUUAUGAAAAAUGACUCACAGUUAACAGAAUCAUUUAAUAUAUAGUUAUUUUACAAUGGUGGGGAGUACUUAAGAGAAUUCAGGGGUACAGGAGGGGUACAGGAAGGGUACAGGAAGGGUACAGUAGGGGUACAGGAAGGGUACACAGGAAGGGUACCGGAAGGGUACAGUAAGGGUACAGGAAGGGUACAGGAGGGGUACAGGAGGGGUACAAUGAAAGUUCAUUUCCGUUGUGCUUUGCAGCCGUGCCUCCAUCGAUAGCUAUAAAAGAAGUAAGCCGCUGUUUCUGAUUCAGUCAGUUCUUAAACCUCGUGCAGUUCGGAUCACAAUGUUCAGCAAUUAUAAUCAUUUCGUUCAAAAAGGAUAUGGAAAUUUUGAAGAUGAUGACGACGAUAUUGAAAGCUCACAAGAAAGCGAACAAUCAUCUCAAAGUUCUCAAUCUAGCGAAGAAAUGGACUCUUCCGGAGAGAAGGAGGAGGAGCAUGUAGAUCCUUGGUCACCCAUUCAAAAUGAAGUUUGUAAUCGCCACGAAGCCCAGCUCGAAGCUCUGAUCAACGAGUAUGAACAAAACGGAGACUCGCCUGAAGUGGCCCGCAUUAAAACUGAAAAUGCUUUGCUUCCAGUAUAUAGAAAGGAAUUGAGAAAAGUGUUCUUAGAGUUUUUACAAUGGAUGCAUGCAAUGAAGAAAGAUCCGACAUUCCGAAAAGUGAUGGAAACCCGCCAAGAUCUCAAAGACACAGAAGGAUAGACAGACAGAACUUGCCAUCGAUAAGCGGAAAUUCUUACUCAAUCGAUUGUUUGUCAAACAAACUGUUCCCGAAGACUAAGCCGGAACUCUGUCUAUUCAUCUAUUGUUGUAACACUUUGAUGGUUUUGUUAUCAAUAAAUGUAUUUUUUAACCGAAACAAAGGUGUGGUCUGGUUGUAGCACGCGCGUAUUAAUCCCACCAUUGUUUAUAUAUAAUUGAGUUGAUUCCCUUGGAUAAUUUAUGCGACAAUCGUUCAUGUUGGCUCAGUGUAUAUUAAAUUAGUUUGCGAUGAAUAAUAAAAUACAGUUCGCUUGCGUUCGUUUUGUUUCGUAUGAUACAGGUCUAAAAAGAAAAAGGCCAACCUGUUAAUGGUUAACGCUCGAUACCACAGUCUAGAAACGUUUGAAGGUUGAAUUAUAUUGACAAAACAGAAUCAAUGGUUUUGUAGAAUAAAAAUAUUUAUCUUUGGUCACAGUGAAUAGUUUUAAGUCGAGUACUGUUUUCGGACCGUUGACUAGUAUGUUUGGAAGCUAUCCGCUCAAAAAUAUUAUUUACUGGAGUUUGUGAAAAUAAUAAAAUGCUGAACGGAGAGCGCGCUUUUAUUUGGAAGAUAGAAUAGUAGUCUAUUCUCACCUGUCUCCCUCACGCCUAUUGUUGAGUAUGGGCACCAACAGUCUCGUGUUGAAGAUAACCCUAAAAUACCACGGCGGAAACCACAAAAACCGCACAAACGGAUGCCCAUCCUCAAAACGAGAACCCCAAACUGAAAACCCCAUCCUGACAAAAACAGAAAUUAGGAACGAGGAAACGCAGAAACGAAGUCUUUUAAGCGAUUAAGAUCCGCAUAUAAAGUUGUGGAGGCGGAGGCCGCCAACUCGUUUGAAGACAAUAAGUCAGAAGGAGAUCCUUCACGAAGAACUUCAGCUAACUUCAUGUAGUAAAGGGCAGUACCCUUGUUGGACCAACCCACGUGGGACAUCACAUCAGCGAGCUGUGAUCCAGACAAAGCGAGGGUAAUGGCGGAGCCCGAGCGGAAACCGUGCAGAGUCUGGCCUUCAUCAAUUUUCGCGUCCUUUAAAUAAAAUUUUAAGCGGGCUUCUGCGGAAGAACUUGUAAGGGGCUUAUUGAUGAUAUGACCCUGGUGAUUAGUGGGGCGAAAUAAGUAGCCGUUGGAGAGAGUUAUGCGUAGUUCUGAGGCGACAGCCACAUAUGUUUCAAUUGCCUUGACCGGGCAAAGCUGGGGAUUUGAAUGGCGACGAAUUCCAAAGACGUUAUAGGCGCCGUCUCGUAAAGUUUUACCCCAAACAUGAUUAAAUAAAAAGCCAUCGUCUUUAGGGAAACGCAUAAUUUCUGCGGUUUUCACACAUCCCAGGUCAGAACCUCUAUCCGCGCUGAAGAAUAGAGUUUUAAAGAAUGCUUGAUCUCGAGCUAGAAUAAAGAGAGCGGAAGGGCUGACUGCCGGGUCCGCCGUUUUUCUAUCCCAUAACCUUGCCAGAAGUAAGAGCUUCGGUAGAAAAAACGGGACUGCUUCCUUGGGGACGAUAUGAGCACGCAAUUGUUCCUCAGAUACAGCCUUAAGAUAACCUUGGACUGGAGAAGAAGCAGCAGGAUUACCAAAACCUAGCAUACUAUUCCAUUCGCCAGAACGGCCGGCCUCGUUAAAUAUUGCACGAAGUUUUCCAAUAUAGGAAUCCACGGUUUUAAACGCGAGUCGCUUGGGGCAACCGCAAUCAGAAGCAUCUUGGUUUGGGGCAUUUACACAUUCAGCUACAUGGACAACCCUUUUCCCGUGACGAUCUUUCCAAAUCAGAAAACGCGAAACAUCUUCGGGGGUGGCGGAAUAGAUAGACUUUGUAUUAGGCAAAGAGGCUAGAAAGGUUUCAAACUCCACGCGCAAAGAGGAUUUUUGCUUUGAAUACGAAGACGUGUUGGCCGUUUGUGUAAGCUGUUGCAAACGAGCAUCAACGGCUGCGAGAUCCACUUUUAUUUUCGAGGCAGGCUGACGUGGGACUGACUUUCUUUUGUAGCCACACAUUUGGCAAAAACGAAACAAAUGGUCGUUGGCAGAAGCACAUGAAGGGCAAGCUACAACGGGGAUAAAAAAACCGCUGUACUUGUGGGAGAUCCUAAUAGGGAAGACAGAUGAAAGACUAAGUGAGAAUAAAUACCAAAUAUAGUUGAAAAUAACUAAAUAAAAUCAAGGAGAGACGAAAAGUACAAGACUCGAUGACUUUAUUGAAAUUACAUCUUAAUGACAGAAACACAUCAAAUGCAACAGCAAAAUGGAUUUGCUUGCUUGAUAAUCCUUAAACAGUAUGAAAUACUGCGAGUCUAAUUAUUUGAAAUCCGGAAAACCCAAAGGUCCCAGGGGAUCGGCCUGUCACCAAAGAUACCAUCCCUGGAAGGGGUGAGAAGAACGCCACUAGCCCCUUUAGAGGCUAGCAAGGAGCUGGAAGAGCAUGCAGACAGAAGCAAAGGCCACCAAAAACGACGUGGGAUCACGUCUGGGACAACAAGGGUGUAUGGCAACUUAAGGCUAUUAAGAUACUUAAAGACCUUGGGAAUAAGGCAAAUGGGCGGGAAAACGUAAGGAUUCGAAAAAAUCUCAGGUCGAUACAAGUUAGGGGAUUGUGCAAACACAUUAACCCCCAAAGCAUUAACUAAAGGACUUUCAGAAAAAAAUGGUAGAGGUUUGCCAGAUAGGUCAGUUUGGACAUUUGAAGCUCGUGCCAUAAGAUCAACGGAGUGACCUUUAGGACCGCCAUACAGACUUUGGACCAACUCCCACGUUUUUGGACUAAGUCUAGAGUCCUGAAAGCUUAGCCGACGGGAGGGAGAAUCCGCAGGGUUCUCAGCGCCAGGAACAUAGUAGACACGCAGAUCAACGUUAAGAUGCAUAGUAGUUUGAAACAAGCACUUAAGAGCGGUUACCAAAGAGUGGGAACGGGAACCACGCCUGUUCCAAGAGUGAAGCAAAACCUGACUGUCAACAAAUGCAUCCACCCAUGAGUUUCUGACCGUAUUCCCAAAGGAUUGUAAGGCAUUGUUGAGGGCAAGAGUUUCCUUGGUAGCAAUGUCGGCCCCAAUAACAGAAGAAUCCCAGUAGUCGGAAGUGCUAACAGUAAUGGCACCCGGACUCAAUACACCUCCCCAAGCAAAAGAGGAAGAAUCCGAGAACAAACGAAAAUGGCAGUGUUUCUCGGAACGCCAAGGAAGGAAGCCGUUCCAGGUUUCCAAAAAGAGCCAAUGCUCCAACUCCUGUCUCAAGGGCCCGGAUAGUUUGACCGGUCGAGAUGAGCGCACAGCACGAGAAAGGGCCAAGUUAAUUUCGUUUGUAUAAAGCCUUGCACCUGGCACGGCCAGAACCAUUGAAAUGCACUUCCCUCCUAACCUUUGGAGAGUAACCAGGUCGAUGGAUUCUGAACUAAGAGCCUGCUUGAGAAGAGUAAGAAACUUUUUUUUCUUGUGAGGCAAUAAAAUGAAGGCCUGUUUCUCAGAAUCGGAAAUAAAACCCAAGUAAGGGACUUGCUUGCAAGGUACCAAAGUCGAUUUAUCCAAACCAAUAAAAUAACCGAGGGAGGAAAGGAUAAAACACGUAAGAAAGAUAGCAGCGUUGGCUAAAGCCAAAUUAAUGCUAUCCUGGGAGGGCAAAUUUUGAUAAGCAACCGGAAGACAACCAUUAGGGAAAGAAAGCUGACUACUGUGACGGUUGUCGAUGUACAGCGAAGAUGGAAUGCCAAGCGACCGUAGAUAAUGAGAGGCAAGGAGGCCAGUGGAGUGAUAAAUGUAGGUGGACGAUUUCCAACCAAAUGGAAUACAACAACUGACAAAAAACCAUCCGCCCCACUCGAAUCCAAAAAAUGUCCGGCUGUCUACUGAGAGUUGGAUAUGGUCGUAACCGGAUUUGUCAUCGUAGACAGUUUGAAAGAAGCCAGGGAGAACAUACUUGGGUAAGUGCUGAACACUGUCCAAUUUAAAAGGGCGGUCUUGAGUCCAAAGGUUGAGAAAUCUGUCGUCAUUACAAAGGCGUGGUUUGGUAGGUUCUACUGUAAGCGGCAUGACCAGGUGUGGAGGUGGACAUUCCCCUACCUUGCCCCAGAGGGAGAUGGCGCCUGAAGCUAAUCUCUCGAUAAGAGUAUCAGAAAUAAACUGGGCAAACGCCUUACAAGAAAGAGGAUUAGCAAAAAUGCGAGCAGGCGGUCUGUCGCAGUUAUAAUUGACUCCCUUAUAGCUUCCUUUAUAAUGGGUAAAAAACUUGUCAACGUGGAUAAAGUUAUGAAUCCAGUCCAGUACUUCAGAGAAAUUGUUAUCAGACGAUUGAAAUAACUUGUCCCAUUGAUCUAUAUGGCGAUGGAGUUCACCCGCUCUAAAGGAACUUGAGUCACGGAAGGCCAAAAGGGAGGCGUCGGCAAACGCUUCUCCCGCGAUAACUGAGGAGAUGAAAUCUUGACUAAUAUGGGCGUUGUCUGCCAUUUCCUGGGCCUCAGUAAGAAGAGAUCCCUUAUAAUUGACCCAACGUGGCGAGUUAACAGAAAUCUUGACAGGAUCAAAGUUGGGAGUCUUUUCCCAGUCAUGAAAAGGCAUCUUGAAAAACUAGAACAGAAGAAAAAAUAGGUAAGGCCCAGGGAAUGGCAAACUCAGCCCCGGUAAUCCGAGAGGGAACAUUCGUUCCCCUUGAGAAUGCCACCCGAGGGAAGAAGAAAGAGGAGCGAGAACAAUAUAGCGAGUGGACAACAAUACAGCGAGUGGAGAACACUAUAGCGAGUGGGCAAAAUAAAAUAUAUAAAAAUAUAAGUCGGUAUUAAGGGAUAAAAGGGUGAAGGAUUAAAGACGGUAACCCCGAAAUAAAAAAAAAAAAGGAAACAUAAGGCAAGUAAAAACAAUGCACUAUUCGCCUAAAGGAAAAUCUUUAUUGCAUAAGAUGAUACAACAAAAUUAUGUUGAAGGAUGGUUAAAUCGAGGCUGAGCAGCAGAAGAAGGCUGACGAGAAGGAGCGCGCUUCCAAUACUGGGGUGACUUAUGCCCUGGUUCACCACAUUUGUAACAAAUAACGCGAGAGGGUGGCCGUUGAUAGGCUUGAAAAUACGGUUGCCGAUAUGGCAAACUUCCUCUACGCGUCUGUGUGCGAAAUGGUGUGGACCGCUGGAAAGACUUGUCAACCUUCGAGAUCGUUUCGAUAACACGGGAAAAAUCCUUGUCAGCUAACAAAGCAAGGAAAUACGCCUUGAACUGCUCAGCUGGGAGGUGGAGCUUCUCUCUCAAAGUCGAAGCGAUAACAUCAUAGCUGGCGGCCUUGGGGUGAUUGGAGGACUUUGCAACAGAAGCUAAUUCUUCGGCGUAACGAAGCGCUUCGUACUUGUCGAAGUCCUCAACUCUUCUGCCACCAUAAUAUGAAAUUCUCUGUAUCAAUGACUCGACUGAGGUGCCUUGGGCACUUUCGAGAGCUUUAUUACGCUGUUGUAAGGCCUAAAAAAGAAAAAUGGGCAGUCAAAACUAAGCCCUAAAAGCGACAAAACAUCGAUAAUAAAAUCCAAGAAUAAAUUCAAGGCAAUAAUAAAUAAACAGCUUUUAUAAUAAAAGAUCGGGAGAGAAAAAGCAAACAAAAUUAAAUACAACGGGCAAAAUAAACUAGCCCCAGCGGGACUGCCGGUGUAAUCGAGCGGUAAAUACGCAAAUGAAUAAAACAAAAGGGCAAACAAGGAGGCGCAACAACUAAACAAAACUGUAGGCAGAGCAAAAGUAAAAGGGGGUUUUAAAGAUGAAAAUAAACAAGCAUACGAAUUCAGAAUUGCCCGCGAAGCCCACGUGAAAAGAGGGCAAAGGCUGAGAAUCAGGGCGAAAAGCAAACCAAACAAAAUUAUAGCCCGCGAGGCCCACAUAAAGGGGCAAAUAGUUUAUAACGGCGAAUAAGAUACAAAACAAAAUACGGCUCGCACAGCUGACACGAAACGAGGGCAAACGUUAAAAGCAGGGCGAAUAUUUUACAAAACAAAGUUUUAGCCCGCACAGCCUACUCGUAAAGAGGGCAAACGUUAAAAGCAGGGCAAAUAAUAUGCAAAACAAGAUUUAGCCCGCUGAGCUCACACAAAACGAGGGUAAACUUUAAAAGCAAUUUAAAUACAGUGUAACAGGGUAAACAAAACAAAAUUAUAUGCCGCACUAGCCCACACGAAACGAAGGUAAACUUUUAGAAGCAGAACGAAUAUACAAAUAAAUAUUUAACCCGCACAGCCCACAUAAAACGAGGGCAAACGUUAAAAGCAGGCGGAAUAAUUUAUCAAACAAAAUGUAGCCCGCACAGCCCACACGAAACGAGGCAAAAGUUAAGAGCAGGGCAAAUAAUAUAUCAGACAAAAUUUAGCCUGCACAGCCCACACGAAACGAGGGCAAACGUUAAAAGCCGGGCAUAUAAUAUAUCAGACAAAAUUUAGCCCGCACAGCCCAUACGAAACGAGGGCAAACGUUAAGAAGCAGGGCGAAUAAUAUAUCCAACAAAAUUUAGCCCGCACAGCCCGUAGAAAAGCGGGCAAAUGUUAAGAAGCAGGGCAAAUAAUAUACUAAGUGGAAAUGAAAAACAGCUCGCGUAGGGCAAACAACCUACAAGGUUUGGAAGCGAAAUACUAGAGAACCGGAACGAAACACGUGGCAACGAACGGAUAAAAUAAAGUUUCACAAACCUCCAAAGAAACUUCGUUUGCUUGCACUGGCGCUUGUGCAGGCGGUUGAGCUUGUUCCUCUGGCGCUACUGGUGCUUGAGCUUGUUCUGCUAACGCCGCCGGUGCUUGACCUUCUUGUGCUUGGUUUUGUAAGACAACUUGAGCUUGUUGGACUGCAUCUGCAGGGACCUGCGGGUCAGCCAUGGUAAUCUGAACAGCUCAGCAGCUUCGAGAGAAUGGCAUAACUCCUUUGUCUACUUUGCCUUUUAUACGCGCGAGGUAGCACCUCUGAGAAUAGAUUCUACAAUCACCGCACUAUGAAUAAAGACGAAAGACUCUUGCGUCAUCGACGCUAAUUUAUUCCACCGCAUUUUAUUCAUGAGUUCAAGACAAUAGGUUAUUACGACAUAGAUACUAAUUUAUUCCCCUUCAUUUUAUUCAUGAGUACAAGACAAUAGAGUAUUACGACAUAGACGCUAAUUUAUUCCACCGCAUUUUAUUCAUGAGUUCAAGACAAUAGGUUAUGUCAUAAAACAAAAAUAAACCAGUUAUAUCAACCAGGCUAAAAAUAGCACCUGACAAACCGGUCAAACCAGUAUACUUAAUUAAAUCCACCACAUUUUAUUCAUGAGAUGAGGACAAUAGCCUAUGACGUCAUCGGCGUUAAUUUAUUCCUCCCCACCUUAAUGAGAAUCCUCCCCAAAAAACCGGAGUAAAACAUCCCUCCUAUACUACUAUUUACUUCUUAGAAAUCGACCAAAUUAUGAUUUUUCUAAUUUUUUUUUCGGUCACAAUUUUCCCUUCAUCGUAGAUCGCAUGUCAAACAAAAUUUCUUUCUCAAUACUAUUUGAAACAUGCAUGUCUUUUGUCAAAAUGUUGGUGUCUUGUGUAAUGAUGCGUUUGUUAAUUCAACAGAACGGAAUUUUUGCAAGCCCAACCCUUGCUCCAUCCAUGCUAAAUGUGUAGAGACUCAAGACAGCUUUAAGUGCAUCUGUGAAGAGGGUUAUAAAGGAGAGAAAUGUAAAGGUAAAGAGAUACUGUUUCAUAAAUAGAUAACAGUUGAACCCACGAUUUCUGCUAUUCUCUUCACCAAAAUCACCGUUGAUAAUCAUCAUCAUCAUCAUCAUCAUCAUCAUCAUCAUCAUAAUCAUCGUCGUCGUCGUAGUCGUCGUCAUCGUCAUUAAAAUCAUCUUCAACGUAAUAUUUAAGGAAAGGUUCUACAUUCUUCUCAGUUUCUUGUAUCUUAGGGAUUUCUUGUAGAAAUGACCUGAUUUGCUUUUCAGGCGGCCAUCCUUUUCUAAUCAUUACAAGGCUUUCAUUUAUGUUUGCUGCUUUCUUUUUAUCCACACAAUGUACAUGUUUGUAAUUGUCCUAUCAAAUUUCUUUUGCUGCAAGAUGACUGUUUGCUGGACAGGCUUUACCCUUUUUUUUCAGUUAUUACUAUUUUUUAAUUUGGCCUGUUGACCUUUAUUCCAUUACUAUCCUGUAACAUUAAGGGUGGCGAAAGUGUUUCGUUUCAAUCUUAUAUGCCUGGAUAUAUGAUAAAGGUUAAGUUACAUGUAAAUCCUUAAGGGCGUUUAUUACGGCUUGUACAAUUCUUAUACUGUAGACCCUGAUGAAAAAUUCUGAAAAAAUGUCUGUACAAUUUCUUUCAGAUAUCGAUCCAUGCAACCCAAAUCCCUGUCAAAACGAUGGAAUAUGUAAAGACGUACAAGGGGAAGUUCAGUGUGAAUGCAAACUUCCUCAUACGGGAACAUUCUGCACAGGUCAGUUUCUCGUCACAAUAGCGUGGGAUGCCUCUUACGGUCUAUCUAGCCUAAAUACCACUAAUUGAAGCCAUCGUUUGUUUAAAUUUUGUACAAAAUCGCAAGAUUUGCAUAGCUUCAUAGGACAAGGGAAUGACUGCAUCAAUUCACUUAAAGUGUACAGUUAGUGAAUAUAUGAUUAAGUAUGAUUACCAUAUUAAAGUCUCACGAGUUAUGAAAGGCAGUCAUGACCAACUAUUUUCAAGGAUUCUUAAUUGAGGCAGACUUGAAAAUAUAUGGACGUUUUCGUAAUACCUCAGACUAGUAACUUAAUGCUCGGGUCGGACGCAUUUAUGGGCAGGUGCAGCCGUAGCCUGAGUGUUUUGCUAUCAUGCAAACAGAAAUGUGCGCCGCUGCAAAGAAAGUAGUCUUAAAGUUGGUGUAAAAGAGGGUCUCAAUGGGGUUAACUGAUAGGCGUAAAACGGCCAAAAAUUUAGUCGAUAGCCGUAAAAAUUGAAAAAUUUUAACCGUUAGCCGUAAAUAGGGUAAAAAGAGUUAACCGUAAAAGAAAUUGUUCCCUAGAUUUGCUACUUUUAAGGAAGGUACUACACUCACUUUUGAUUGCGUUUUUUAUUUCCCUGCUACUGUGGCUCCGUACGCACGUUAGGUAAAGCGCCUUUUAGGUCUUGACCAAGACCCUGGCUCCAUUUCCGCGGCUCUCUCGGGGAACUAAUUUUUUUUUCCAUAGCGAAAGUGUGGCUUCUUGCCGGGGAUUAAUAUUUGCGAUGUUCAGGAGGUCGUGCCCUCGAAACACUAGUGAAACAACACGCAGAGAUGUCACUGUUGUAAAACACGUUGCCGAUAAACAGCAUUUCCCUGUUUUUCUCUGACACUACGGUAGACAUUGCCAUGCCUAGUCCCUGUACGACGUCUUCCCACGCAAUCUCGGCCAAGGCAUUUCGGUGGCGAACUCGCUUGGACCAUGUGACCCGAAACGCAUUAGCCGCACGAAAUAAUGAGGCCUACGGACAAGGCAACGGCUGACAGUGGUUCCGUACAGUCCUUCGCUAUCAAUAAAAACACUGGACACGGGAAUUUUGUUAUUGGCCGUUUUCACACUGGAGCUAGAAACGGAUUAUCCGUCUGAGACUAGCCUAUGUACAGCCACCCCCUUCGCGACAGACAUCCUUCUCCGAUUUUUUUCUGAGGGGAGAGGGCGGCUGUACACAGGCUAUCUGGAACGGAUAAUCCCGCCUUCAAACUGUCCGUCGAAAUUGAUGGAUAAAGUCAGGCGGAUUGUUCAUUCAAAAUUAAAACGAUUCCAUUUUCAAAUUAAGACGUAUUACCCAUCUGACGCGAAUCAUCAAACGGAUAACCCGUCUCACACGAAUAAUCCGUCUCUAGUGUGAAAACGGCCGUUUCUGUUGUAAUGAAUGUCGCGCCCCGGCCUUGAGUUGGGCGUUCACGUGUGUGCUUUGCUUUUUCACAAAGAUCAUUUUUAAAUUGACUAUUGACAUUUCUAUGUGUAAAUUAAUAUUGAAAAUGGAAUACUUUAAAAAAAGUUUGAUCUAUCAAAUGUUAAAAUUUUUUCAAAAGAAUAGCUUAUUUCACAUCCCGAGAUGAUCUUAAGACCUUUAUUUUGCUUUAAAGGUACAAAAAACACAGGUUAAUUAAUAUUUAACUUUUUGAAACAAAAGAAGUUAAUUUUUAACUUUUUUGUUAACCGUAACGGAAAAAAAUUAGCCGAUAGCCGUAAAAGAGCCAAAAUUUUAGCCGAUAACCGUAAAUGCCACCACCCCAUUGAGACCCUCAUAAAACGGUGUCUUAAAUAUUUCUCCAUUAUUAUUGCCUCAACAAUACAAUAUAGGGACAGUCAAUCGAUAACUCAAGCCUUUAAUGAAGCUAUAGUAUAUAAAUUUGUCGUAUUGGUUGCAUUAAGACAGAAUCCAUUAGGAAACUGAGUAAUUUUGAUUUUCAAUGGACGAAAUCCUUGUACCGGAAUAAUUUAAAGCGCAUUGCAUUCUUUUUUUACAUUUUUCAAGGGUUAUAGAUGUAACUAGCAUGUGUAAUAACACAAAAGAAAAUUUCUCAUGGGGACCCGAGAAAAUAUAUGUCAAAUUUAACAAAAUAACAGCUUGCAUAUGAAAUUUUCAGAAUUUUACCUGUGUUUUCACAAUCCUAAUGAAAUUUGGCAUCCAUUUUCUCGGGCUCCCAUAAGAAAUUUUCUUUGGUGUUAUUUCAGGUACCUAAUUACAUGUCUAACCCUUGAAAAAUGCAACUAUUCUUUAAAUUAUUCUGGUACAAGGUUUUUGUCCUCUGAAAAUUAAAAUUACUCAAUUUCCUGGUGGAUUCUGUCUUAAUUUUCUGUAUUCUUUAUUUUUCACAAGAGACACUUGUAUGCUAUCAUAACCCUUGUCAUCAUGGUGGUAAUUGCGUGGAGAAUCCACUAGCACCUUGUGUCUGCCAAAAUGGAUAUAUCGGCCCUCACUGUGAAGGUAACAUCUUAGGCCAAAUCUUGCUUUGAAGCAACACCAAACACCCGAGGGUAAAUAAAAUCUUGUGUCCAAUUCAUUUGUGUCUCUUUACAGGUACAUACGCCUAUAAAGUAGCCAGGUAGAGUUGAAUCUCGAUUAUCUGGACUCGUUGGGACUUCAGUAAAUACAGUGUAGUCCAGAUAAUCGUAGAAUAUGAAUCAAGUUAAUGAGACAAUAAUGAGACGGGGUGCGGCGGUAUGCGCAAGCUAUAUUGGUUAAAUGCUUGAAUAUAUAGAGAAUACUUCAUGGAAAGUGUAGGCGUACGGUAUUACGCACGAGUUGUUGACGUAUCAGAAAUCGAACGAGUGAGAGCAGAGAACGAGUAAGAUUUCUGAUACAAAAACAACGAGUGCGUAAAUACCGUACAAAGCACUUUCCAUGUGGUAUUGUGUUUAUUAUAUACACACUGAGACAUUCAUCAUUUUGGCAGUCUUUUUAUUUUAAAUCUUUCAAAAAUGCUAAAAUUUGCCGCUACACACUUACCGCAAAAUGACAACGAAAACGAAGUAUCAGCGUUAUAGUAAAAACGUUUGUUAAAAGCAUAAAUGACUGUAAGGAUAUGAGGGAAUCCAAUAACUAUAAGUAAUCUUAACUGUUUGUUCUCAAUGCACAAUUGAAAAUGAGUGAAUCUAAGUAAAAUGGCCGGUUUCAAUACAAGCUUAACUUUAGCUUAAAUGAAAGGCAAAGUAGCUCCGACAAAAAGCACAACAAAAGCUUACGUCUCGUUCCGUUUUUCCCUUUCGCUGUUGUUUCGCCGGCUCUCUACCGUUAGCUACCGUUUUCUUUAUCGACAGUGAAACAAACGAAGCUAUUCCACUCCAUUUCCCAAAUGUUUUACACUUUUUUUAGCGAGAAAAACUCUUUGAAUGAGUACAACUUUUCUCGUUGAAUGUGUGCGAAGCGGCGCUGCAAGCUGCAAUAAAAGGGGGGAAUUUUGGCGCUUCUGAUUGGACGUAUCAUUUCUUUCACGUGUGAAAACCAUCGUUUGCUCCUCUGAUUGGCUAGAACUAAUUUGCGUACGAAAAUUUACGAGAUAGCUUUUUGGUGAGUAUUUCUCAGUAUGUAUAUGAUAAAUACUGUUAUAAAAUAACUAAGAUAGUACGCGCGUUCUGAUUGGUUAAAAACAUAUGGUUUAUUGUGCCGGUAAACUCAUAGAAACUUGAAGUUAUUUUAUCCCUUCGGCUCGUGAUUUACAACUUUUCUCGUGUUCUCCCGAAAUCCUGCGUGGUUUAUCACGCCGGUAAAGCCAUGGAAAGUGUGGUCUAUUGCUUAAUGAAACCAAACGCUAAAUGAAGUACGCGCAAGUCCUGUGCGAUAUAUAACAAGGGUAGAAACAGGAACAAAUAUGAAUUUCGGUCAAAGAAAACUUGCCGGCUCGAAAAAUAUCAUCCUCAAUACAUGUGGAGAAACAUUUAACGUGGUCAGUAAGGCGCACUGGAGCAGAGACAACCUUAUCUCAAGUAGAAAUCAAAAUCACUUGGGUGCGAAUGCAAAUAGACUAUUUCGUUUUUGUUGAAUUUACAAAGGUGCUAGGUAGUUAAAGUCAUGUAUUAACCGUAGGAAAUUCCCUAUACCCGAAACACUUAAAUUUCUCAAGCAUGUUAAGGCAUGGCUCAAGUUUUGGUCUCGAUCCCCCACGAAGAUAAAGCUGUUUUUCUUCUACGGCCAUGCAUUUUAAUUCUAAACGUUGCAAAAUCUUUCGAGAUAACUUUCUUUGAAGGCGUUGAAUUAAUUAGGGCUGAAGUGAUGUAGUCACGUGAAACGUGACGUCAUAAUGAUAUUCAAAAAGAAAUUCAAAAUAGGGUAGGAAUGGUUGAUUACAACUAAGCUUGAACCAUGUGUAAAUGUUUGUUUUACCGUACGAAUUUUUCCGUGGCCGGAACGGAGAGAAUUUUAAAUUUCUUAAAAAGAUAUUAACAGGUGAAAAGUGUCACGUGUCCUAUUUUGCUUAAUUACUAAUUAUAUGAAAAAAAGAGUAAACCAUCCUGGCCAGAUUCAAGCGAGAAAUGAUGAUACAAUAACAAAAAUACUGUAUUUAAUAUUUACUGUGUGGCAUCUCGCCACCCUAUUUUUAGUUCUCUUUUCUUUCCUUGACUCGACCAUAAGUGGUCACGUGACUCAGAUAUCUGAUUUCGUACGUUACAAGAAAAUUAAGGUUACCGAUUUUCCCGAGGUUGCCAAAUUUUCAAAGGUUCCGAUAAAUUUUAACAAGGUUAUGAUCAUUAUAAGAUUUUAUGCAAAUGAGCCUCAGGCCAUGCCUUAACAUGCGUGACAAGUUACAUGACGUCACAGUAAGAUUUCAUUAUAUCACUAAGGAUGGCCUGCUUUGCUUUAGAUCACGUGUGUCACCCGAACCCUUGCGUCAACGGAGGGAGCUGUCAGGUUGAAAGCAACACUGGGCAUCAACGAUGGACUUUCAAAUGUGAAUGUCCACGAGGGUUUAUUGGAAAACUGUGCCACAGUAUGUAACAUAUCAUGGGUAUCAAGCAUUUCUUAGGAUUUUAGGAUUCGGUCUUCCCCUCUAUUUUCAGAAACGCUUGAUCACCGAUAAGUACCAAACUGAUUCUACAAGAAGACCUUAAUGUUAACAUCGAUGAUUGAACUUUUUCAGUUUUGAUGAAUAUUCCCCGUGAGGUUUUCUUAAAUAGUGUCAUUUGUUAUAACAGACAUAUUUAUUGCAGGCAGUAUCAGCAAGAUUGAACUACCAGGAUACACUCAUUCUUUUGCGGAAGGUUAACACUAAAGAGAUAGGCUAUCUAUCGGGUUACAUGUACAGUAGGUCGAGAGAAUCUAUUCUGUAUGUGUAGUGAGUGGCGACGAGGAUGCGAAGACAGGCAUGCUUGUUCAUAAGAAGCUAAAAUAUUCUCAUAUUUCUAUUCGCAGUUCCGCAUCCAUGUUUAGACUUUGUGUGUUUAAAUGGUGGAACCUGCUUUGACGGACAAACUACACAAGAUGUAGCUACAGACUUAGAACUGACUUCUCGACCCUUGAUGAAUGCUGUCUGCCACUGUUUGCCUGGCUUUACAGGGAAGAGAUGCAUAAGUAUGUAAACUGCGUCUAGAAUGUCUUGCUUGCAUUGGAAUCGUUCCUGAAAUUGGGAAAAGAUGUAUCACUGAAUAGGACAGAAAAUUUCCACUAAAAGUUGUGAAUUAAUAACGACAGGAGCCGAUUGGAGGCUGCCAAUGGUAAAACAACUGCAAAGAGGAAGUAUAUCGGUAAAAUUUGAUGGGUUGAAGAAGAGAGAAAGCAUUAACAAUCGAAUUGAUGGUUUUCCUGAGGUGCAAAGGUAUUUGAGAUGGCCGCUUACAACAGUUUGUAACAGUACUGCAUUGACGUAGAAUCUUUGUUUUGUAAUGGUAGUCCCUUUGAGUGGUGGUACUUUACGAGAGGUUGUCGCACACAGAAGCCUGUGUUCAGCCUCCCCCCUACCUAUAGUUUGAUGGGGAAGGUGGCUGUAUACAUGCUAGAGGGAUAAGGUCGUAUUGUCCACAUGUAACCUGCGAUCAGGUCUAGUUUUAGAGAUAUAGGGAGGGUAUGAUCGAAAGCAAAUCCACAUGUUGGCGUAAUAAAUGUAGAAUAAUUUUUGAUUAUUUGGUUUCUUUCGCUUUUUUAGCCAAAAUAUGUGACAUGUGCCACAUAAACGCUACUUGCAUCAAUAACCGUUGUGUAUGCAACGCCGGCUUCAUUGGAAAUGGAUUUCAAUGUGAUGGUAAGCAGAGUAUUAUACACAGUGUGAAGAGUACAUUUUUUCAAGGUAACACGGUAGACUCAAAGAAUGGCCCACUGCUUUGAAGGCAAAUUAGACAUACUAGACAAAAGGAAUUUCUUAGAAUUUCGAAAUUUUGUUUUUGUUACCGUAAGGUGAAGGUGUCGUCUUCUCACGAAUUUUAAUAUGCUAAGGUCAAAAAGUAACUGAAGUUAUGAGUAACAGUUGGCAAGACUUAAUUGUGGACCCAUAUUCUUGCUACUGAUUGAUUUACUACCUCCCCUUUAUCAAACAGCUGAUUAACUAAUUUCCUAUAUGUUAUGUCUUCUGUGUUGACUCAUUUCAGGAAUCGACGACCCGUGUAAGCCAAAUCCUUGUAAGAAUCUGGGAGUUUGUACUUUGGGACCUGACAGGUCUUAUACAUGUGAAUGUAAAAAGGGAUAUUGUGGGCCACACUGUGAAUGUGAGUUAAAAAUAUAUUUUUAAAUGCAUUUCAUAUGUUCGUUUUAUGCAUUGUAAGCUAAUCGUAUUGAUCGGUUAAUUGGAUAACUGAGCCCUUUAGUUUUUUUUGUGAGAAAGUUGUGCCACAAUUUUUCUCACGUUCAAUGAUAGCGCACAACAAUGUCGCUGGGUGGUAAAUGCACUGAUGAUUUCACAAAUGGAAAUUCACAUUGGAGGGAAAAUAAGGACAGUUGUAUUACAUUUUAUGAAAUCUUUAACUACAGAAUCGUAAGUUUUUUUCCAUAUAAAGUUCACAUAUAUACUUCUCUUUUCUCUUUGUUUGUCAACGUGGCAUUUUUUUAACAGCAUUAUGCGAUCCUUGUGUGAGCAAUCCCUGCCAAAACAAUGGAACAUGCACACCACAUGGCAAUUCCUAUGUUUGCACGUGUUCACCAGGUUUCACAGGAGUUAACUGUGAGCGUAAGUACACCAGCAUCGUUGUGGCGUGCCCAUUAAACCUUCUUUACCAUAGCAUGGGCCGUUACGUGUCUAAGAUGUUCUCAUCGUACCAGCUAGACAAAUUUAUACAAAUUUAUAGCAGUUUGAGGCUACAUUUACACUAUACUGGAUAUAGCUUAAAAAAAUACUCCUACCUAACUAUGAACACCUGUUCACACUGCAGCGAAGAGUGUCACAGAAACCUAUUCAAUAUGUGUUGAUGUAAUUUCAAGACCAGCACGGCGCAACAGGAAUUCUUCGCUUCUUUUAGAGAGACCUCUCCGAAAUCACCCUUCUUAGCUGUGAACAGAAGUCUUUACGAAAUGGCUUUUGUCCUGGACAACGAGAUAUCCAUGGAUAGACAUUUUUUAGCCUCAUAAAUUACAUGAGAACUGAAAAUGCAUAUCUACUUAUAUAAUUUUUUCAUUAUUCCUAUUUUUUUAACAGUAGUUUUAAAUUGGGUAAUUCAACCAGUAAUUAAAGUUUUAAAUAGCUUAGAAAUAAAAUUUUUGAUUUUCACACACGUCAGUUUCUAUCAGUUACUCAAUUUUGAUGUGUAAACUUGACUAAUUAUUGUUCUUUCAGUUACUUUAGCAAAUCCGUGUGAUUCACAGCCUUGUUUGAAUGGAGGAACGUGUGAGAAUGAUUUAGCCAACAAUGAUUACCGCUGUUCCUGCAAAGGAAAAUUCACGGGAAAAAAUUGUCAAGGUAUUUGACUUAUUACAGUCUUUAUGGUGUAUAUACUAGGAGUAAUCGGAGCUUAAGGGAGUGCGUUCGAUAUGUUUGUAAGGCGUACAGGUAGCAGCUAGUUGAGGAGGAAGGGUGGAUGGUUGUUGCGAUAGAUUAAACCCGGUUUCCAUAUGAUCGCUACGAUCGCUGUGAUCGCUGAGAAAAAAAAGUUCAGCGAUCAUAUAGAAACCACUCUCCAGCGAUCGCAGCGACAACGAUCGCUGAGAAAGAACUUUUUACAUCUCAGCGAUUGUUGUCGCUGCGAUCGCUGGAGAGUGGUUUCAUAUGAUCGCUAUGAUCGCUGUGAUCGCUGAAGUUUUUUUUUUCUCAGCGAUCCCAGCGAUCACAGCGAUGGUAGCGACCAUGUGGAAAGCGGGCUUUAAUUUGAUCAUGGCAUAUUUUAAACGUAAGGAUUGCUUGUAGCGAAACCUCUAUUUAAAGUGUGUAUCAUUAUGAAAAAGCCUUGAAGGCUAGUGAUAUCGUAUGGUCCGUCUCAAUUAGUGCAGUAGUUUGGUCGAGUGUGUUGAUUUCAGUGAUUUGAGUGGAGCUACUGUGGGCUGUUUAUAAGUUUUUCCGAAUAAAUAACAUAGGCCUAAAAUGUUCGUUUGUCCGGUGCCGAAAAUAUCACAAGUCGUGAUGAAACGGCGCCGCCGAGCUACACAUCUCGGUAGAUUUACUUUGUGGCACAACGGCCGCCGAGCAAACAAACGCUUGAGGAGGCACGAAUCACCACGUUCACGAGUUAGUUCGUCGAAGUGAGGUAAAACGUAAGCAAGCGCCUCAGAGCGAGGUAAUGUGGAAAAACCUCCCUUAUUAAUUGCACAGGAUACCCAAGAAUGCACGGAACACCCAAUACAAAUUAGGGGUUGCGUUCUCGUAACUCGAACGCAAUAAGCUUGCCUUUCUUAAAAAGAGAACCUUCAAUUAAUGACUUCACAAAUAGUAAUGUAGUCUGGACCGGUUAGUCCGUUUUUUGAGGCAGGAAUCUUAUUAUUGACAGCAGGAACACAUUAGCCCCGAUAACGUCAUAGCCCUUCUCUUGAUUUCACAGAUAAAAUGCGGGGGAAUGAAAUAAGGGUUCAGUCAUGUUUGGGUUGGUUUGACGGUUGGGCAGGCUUGCAGUUCUAUGAUGCCAAAGUUUAUUUAAAGUUGUGAGCGCUUGUCCUUACUUGGGCAUCGUGCCAGUUGUGGUAAAUUUACUGUGUCGUAACGUCAUUACGCAUGUAAUGUUCUCCAGCUGCCGUUCUCGCCGUUUCGUUGUCCAUAGCAGACAACUUAUUGUUCCAGUCCUGGUUCACUGAUUGUUCGCGCCAAAAUCGGGGAUAUUAAUUUUGGCGAGGGCAAACUAUUGUGAAAAACGUCACUAUUUGGAAAUAAAAGGCAUAUUGAUGUAAAAUGUUGUUUUUAGAGUGCGGCUGUCUUCAAGCUACUGCUCCUACCGGAGAACCUUUGGUUGCAAAAUGUGACCUCGACGGACAUUGUUACUGUCAAUCUUUUCAAGGUCAACAUCCCUACUACUGGCCAGAUAAAGGUUGUGGGCUUAUAAUUGACCCCGGUAAGAUUUGUAAGCUUCUAGUCACUUGACAACGAUCCACUACAUGGCAAUCCUUUUUUAUGAAAUUGUUGAGAUGGUAUUUUAAAGAACUUUAUGAAAAUUCGCUUGAUCUAGCUCGUGACGUCGAGACCUGCUAUAUCUAGAGACUGUAGAACAGGUCUGGUGCCCUACGUAGACCAAAGAAAUACGCACUGGCGAGCGAAUACAGUCAGCUCUUUGAGACGGGUUCUUGUAAUGAGGGCAUCCAGAGUUGUUCUUUUCUUCAUGUUGCUCUAAAGAACGGAUGAAUGAACUGCAAUGUCAGUUUAAGCAAGCUGGCUGUCAAGGGAGAUUUGACUCUAUCACCAAAUCAACUGAAGUAGUAAUACCAUGAAGGUAUUAAUAAUGGCAACCUAAAAAAACUAGAAUCUAACCAUAAUAACCAAUAUUGACUUAAGUAUAUACCAGGCCUUCAAAUAGCGACUUUCAAAUUUAAUGUUACCGCGUGCUAACCACACCAUCCCCUCAAGUGUAACGCACUACACUACCAUAUCAGCCCCACUUUAUUUCUUAUGCUGUUAAAGAAAAUCGCGGGAAAUGGUAGUAAGAACAAUUUUAGGCCAGGUUAGAUAUCAUUAAUACAUGAAAAGUAUUAUUAUAUUCAACUCUAUUAACUUCCUAAUUUCCCUAGAAAACACGGUUGUUUCAUCUUACCUGUUGGAGACCUAGAGACAUCUUCCUCAAAUGACCUCAAAUACCAUUUAUUAGAUGUCCGGAAAGACCGCACGAAGGUCAAGACCAAGGCUCUCAUAGGUGUUUGGGCCUGAUUUUAAUGCCCUACCUUAUAAUCUGGUUCUUCGAACUCUCGGUUUUCUCUUGCCUUGCCAGAUUCUUUUGUUUAUGAUUGCUUUUUCUUUAACGAGUUGUUUAAGCCUUAUAACCAAACAUGUUAAAUUUAUGUUGAAAUCCAGACGGAACAUUACUCCUUCAGCUUUUGAGGAUCGGAGCUGCGAAUCGCUAUAAAAUUUACUUUUCUAUGUUUUAACAAUUAAGAUAAUAAAUUAACAUUGUUUCCUCUCUGUUUAAGGUAGGAGAAAUCUAUGCAAACUUUAUCCUUGCAAAAAUAAUGGUUCAUGCUUCCUACAGAACGGUGGCUUAUCUUUUGUGUGUCUUUGCCCAGACAAAUAUUACGGGAAAACGUGUGAAUGUAAGUCAUUGUUAGAUACACUAAACAAUAAGCAUACAAACGUACACUUACACUUCAAUCGACCUUCAAUUUCAAAUUUUGUUUUACAAUGUUGUUUAAUUAACAUCGUCAAAGUGAAUUCAAAGAUUCAACUAAGACAAUUCUCUAGCCAGAUAUUGUUAAUGAAAAAUCAUAUCCGGCAAACUUCAGUAAAACCACGCUUUACAUAUGACUUGGCAGCCUUCUUUAUUUCAGAUUAUUGUCUCAGUCAGACGGUUAAUUUUUAAACGGUAGCUCAAUAUGUUUUCAAUUUUUUUUUUCUGCAGUCUUCGUUUUUAAAGAUUAUUGCCUCAGUCAGACGGUUAAUCUUAAAACGGUAGCUCAAUAUGUUUUAAAAUUGUUCUUUUUUUUUUGAAAAUUUUAGGCACUGAAUGUCUGUGCAACAAUCCGUGUUUAAACAACGGAGUCUGCGUGGAUAUUUCCACCCACCUUGUUAAAUGCACUUGUCCUAGUGGUUUCACUGGGAAUUUUUGCGAAGGUAAAAUCGGUUUACUCUUUAAAUCAUAUGCUGGCGACCACAAUAUUUUUUGUAUGAAGUACAGCUAAGUCUAUGUAAUAAUCUCUAUCAAACUAUAUAUAGCCGCAGUUAUUACUUCAGUGAUGACAUCUGUUGCACUGUGGACUAGCAAAGCCGUUACUUUCCACAUUGACUUGCAAAUGCAUUUUAAUUCUCACCCUACCAACAGCUGUCAUUCCUACUGUUGGUCCAGGAGCAUGUCACUCGAAUCCCUGUGUGAAUGGAGGAGCUUGUGUUGAUAGAGCGUUUGGGUCUUAUGACUGCAUCUGCACCCUACAAUUUACCGGACCUCAUUGUGAAGGUAAAUACAAUCACGGCAAACGUAACUGCCUUUACUGCUAUGUUCAUCUGCUAUUUGUUUCAUGAUUAUCUACAAAAAUAAUCUUUAUUCAGGUAAAAGGAUCGAUUAACAUAAAUAGAAAUGCCUUUAAAUCUGCCACCAAUUGCAAUAUCUUAAUCACAUUCCAUCGUAACUCAUCGCUUUCGCAUCAAAACUAUUCUUUCUUUACCUAUCUAGUUUAGGAAUUUCCACCGGCGGAAUAUUUGCAGUGCCGUAGCCAGACCAAACGGCCAACCGAGGCAGGCGGGAGUUGCUAGGGGGGUUCGGGGGCAUGCCCCCCCCCCCCGAGAAAUUUUGAACUUUAGUCUCUCGGAAAUGCGAUUUGCAGCGUUUUCUGGGCCUUUCGGUAACUUUUUUCGAGUUAAUUUUGGAAUUUGGAAUUCAGAAAAAAGCAAUAAUCAGGGUGACCGUUAACAUAAUCAAUGGGUGACUGAAUUAGGAAUAUCCUCGCCAAUGGUUUUGAUGAUCUUGUUUAUCUGUUCCUUUAUUUUAAAAAAUUUGCUAUGGAACUUAAACACUCCCUUUUUUAACGUGACCAGCCACGCCCAUAAUUAUGCAAAAUUUGGACUUUGCAGAGUUUCGAUGAUGACCACAAUGGGUUUUCCUUCCAUGAAUUUCAUUUUUCAAAUAAGUAUAUUAAUGGGGGAUUUGUGAAAUGAUCCAUUCUUUGUAAUAUCAUGAUGAAACGUAGUUUACAAAAAAUAAUCCGAUUGAUCUUUGUGUCAAUAGUCAUUGACAAAAAAAUUAAAUUAAAAUGAUAAAGUGGUGUAAAUUUGGAUUGAAAUAAAAAGUCAAAAAUGGGCGUGGCAAGUCACAUGACACAGACAAUACAUUAGUAAUAAUAAAAAAUGAAUGCUCAUGGGGAGUAGAUAUUGAAUUUAAAAUAUUAAUGCGAAAGGUAAAAUCCCUACUAAAACAGACCACCCCCCUCCAAAUUUGCAGUGCCCCAUUCCUUAAUUCACCGGAGCAGUAUCUGUUCAAAAAAAAUUUGAGUUAACGUACGUAGCCCCUUGAGAUCGAUGAUAUGGUAAUUUUUUCAUAGUAUAUUGACUGAAUUGCUGAAUUCUUUGUAAUAUCAUGAUGCGUUAAAAAUAUCCGAUGAUCGCUUAUGUAAAAUAAAAAUGAUCGGCGAAACACAAAAAUUUUAAUUCAAAAAUUAAUUCAGCAUUGCCCACAUAUAUUUUGCGUCAACGACUCAAUUCUUUCCAGAGAUUACGAGCCACUUGUACUGUACACUUAACAUGUCUCCUCUCAUUCCCUUAAGUUGAUAAAUGUGCAGACUGUGACAUCAAUGCGGACUGUGUAAAUGGAAAAUGCCGAUGCAAGAUGGGUUAUGUUGGAACAGGAUACGCAUGCGUUAAAGGUAAUCUAGCUGCUACGAACUGA
Messenger RNA from Porites lobata, 25435 nucleotides. The record is from the annotation of a GenBank genome assembly. Lineage: Eukaryota; Metazoa; Cnidaria; Anthozoa; Scleractinia; Poritidae.